AUAUAAAUACCGGCUAAAUUCUACAGCGCUAUUUCCACGAGAAACUAGACCACAAUGGGCCGCAAGAAGAUCCAGAUCAAGCGCAUUGAGGACGAUCGCAAUCGCCAAGUGACUUUUGCCAAGCGCAAGAAUGGCAUCUUCAAGAAGGCCAUGGAGCUGUCCAAGCUCUGCGACUGCGAGAUCGCGCUCAUCGUGUUCGACUCGAACGAGAAGCUCUAUCAGUACUCAAGCACCAGUGUGGACCAGAUCUUGCUCAAGUACACCGAGUACGGCGAGCCCUACGAGACCAAGGACAACAACGACUAUGAAAUUAUGUUCGGAGAGAAGAAGAAACAGUUGCAACAAGCAGCCAAGGAGGCAGCAGCGGCAGCAGCAGCUGGAGCCAAUGCUGAAGCAGCCAACUUCAAUAUGGGCCACGGAUCGACUUCAAACGGAGCUGCGGUGCAGUCGUAUCAGACCAUGCACGGAGGCAUGAACGGUGCAUCAUUAGGACUCACCAAUGAUCCUGACCAAUACAUGCUCAACUCGCGCAGUCGACCUCCGACUCAGAAGAAGCGAGUGCAUCGCGGUUUCCAGCAACUUCUCAAGAAGGAGCACGGUGGUUACGUUCCUCCGUCGCUUCCUUUGUAUCAACACGGGAUGGGAAUGAUGGGAGGGCUCUCAGGUCACCACAUGCUAGGACCACUACCCAGUCCGCCCAACCUCUCGGGUAUUCUCCCGUCUCCAACAACCGGCAUGCUCAUUCACGAUUUCAGCCCCCAAAAUGCCGGUCUCUUUGGUCACCACCCGAUGCUCAGUGGAGGCAUGACGGGAGACUUCCAUGACAACAAGAGCAGUGUGCUAGGUCUCAAUUUAGUUCCAUCGGAUUUCAAUCACGGUGGAGCCGGCAGUGUUCACCCGCAGCAACUCCAGCAGUCGAAGGAGCAAUACUACGCUCACAGUAAGCAGACUGACUCGCCAGAGAAGUCCUUGGGUGAUCGUCCAGGCUCUCCUGAGGCGUCUGGAGACAAACCCUCCGACGAAGUUGUGUGCAAAGUAGAAAAGCCUACGGAGAAGGAGCAGUCACGGCAAGACGACGAGUCCAAUAAUGAAGAUUCACAGUCUGCUAAGGAGAAUGAGACGACUGACAAGGCUAAAAGUCUGUCACCGAAGCGUGAACCAAAAGAGGUGAACCGCGAUGACUCCCACGCUCGCUCCAAUCCGUCCAAGGCUGACGACGUCCUUGAUGCGUCUCCAACAAAGGCUCCGACGUCAGAGUCACGAGCGGCAAGUAGCACCUCGGAAUCGAAAGCGUCCAGCAGCUCUGACACAGAGAAGCGCCCACGUUCAGAAGUGCGAGGAUCAGCGUCGACAAGUCCACACAAGCGUCAACGUGUGGCUGUUUGAAUUUUUUUAGUAGUAACGCAGCUUUGCAGCGUAUACCUUGAAAUACUAGUU
Molecule: messenger RNA, 1437 nt
Organism: Phytophthora infestans T30-4
Lineage: Eukaryota; Oomycota; Peronosporomycetes; Peronosporales; Peronosporaceae
Product: MADS-box transcription factor, putative
Exons: 5
Coding region: 55-1386 (443 amino acids)
Biological process (GO): positive regulation of transcription by RNA polymerase II
Molecular function (GO): RNA polymerase II cis-regulatory region sequence-specific DNA binding; DNA-binding transcription factor activity, RNA polymerase II-specific; protein dimerization activity
Source: RefSeq, a predicted model, not a curated record